This is a messenger RNA of Euleptes europaea (tarantolino), 2384 nucleotides long. It is a transcript of the gene TLE3, whose product is annotated as TLE family member 3, transcriptional corepressor. The record is from RefSeq and is a predicted model, not a curated record. The coding region runs from base 56 to 2380 and encodes 774 amino acids. Gene Ontology annotation, molecular function: protein binding; transcription corepressor activity. The transcript has 20 exons. Lineage: Eukaryota; Metazoa; Chordata; Lepidosauria; Squamata; Sphaerodactylidae. Gene Ontology annotation, biological process: regulation of DNA-templated transcription; negative regulation of canonical Wnt signaling pathway. Gene Ontology annotation, cellular component: transcription regulator complex; nucleus.
GAAGGAGGCGCUGCGCGGCUGGCCGCCUUUGUCCCGGCCGGGGAGGGGCCCGGCCAUGUAUCCCCAAGGGCGGCACCCGGCACCCCACCAGCCCGGCCAGCCCGGCUUCAAGUUCACGGUGGCCGAAUCCUGCGACCGCAUCAAAGACGAGUUCCAGUUCUUGCAGGCGCAGUACCACAGUCUUAAAGUGGAAUACGAUAAGCUUGCUAACGAAAAGACAGAAAUGCAGCGCCAUUACGUUAUGUACUAUGAAAUGUCUUAUGGCUUGAACAUAGAAAUGCACAAGCAGACAGAGAUUGCUAAAAGGCUGAACACGAUUCUCGCCCAGAUUAUGCCUUUUCUCUCGCAAGAGCACCAACAGCAAGUGGCUCAGGCUGUUGAGCGUGCCAAACAGGUCACCAUGACUGAGCUGAACGCCAUCAUCGGGGUACGUGGAGUUCCCAAUCUGCCUCUCACCCAGCUCCAGGCUCAGCACCUCUCCCACGCAGCCCACGGGCCCCCGGUGCAGCUGCCGCCUCACCCGUCAGGUCUGCAGCCGCCAGGGAUCCCUCCCGUCUCCGGGAGCAGCUCCGGGCUGCUGGCUUUGGGGGCCCUGGGCGGCCAGGCGCACCUGGCCGUGAAGGAUGAGAAGAACCACCACGACCUGGACCACCGAGAUCGAGACUCCAGCGCAAAUAACUCCAUCUCCCCAUCCGAGAGCCUACGAACCAGCGAGAAGCACAGGAGCUCCGCAGACUAUGGCCUUGACUCCAAGAAGCGGAAGGCCGAGGAGAAAGACAGCCUGAGUCGAUACGACAGUGACGGGGACAAGAGCGAUGACCUUGUGGUGGACGUCUCCAAUGAGGAUCCUGCGACCCCCCGAGUAAGCCCUGCUCAUUCUCCCCCAGAAAAUGGGAUUGACAAAGCCCGGGGGCUGAAAAAGGAUGCCCCCAACAGCCCCGCCUCUGUCGCCUCCUCCAGCAGCACACCUUCUUCCAAGACUAAAGACCUCGGCCACAAUGACAAAGCCUCCACCCCCGGACUGAAAUCGACCACUCCUACCCCAAGGAAUGAUGCACCAACGCCGGGGACGAGUACCACCCCAGGGCUGCGACCAAUGCCAGGCAAGCCAUCUGGAAUGGACCCUCUGGCAUCUGCCCUGAGGACGCCCAUCUCGAUAGCGGGUUCUUAUGCCACCCCGUUUGCCAUGAUGGGGCACCACGAAAUGAACGGCUCCCUCGCCAGCCCCGGGGCCUACACGGGCCUUCACAGCAUCCCCCCCCAGAUGGCCGCCGCUGCCGCCGCUGCCUACGGCCGCUCUCCCAUGGUGAGCUUUGGAGCUGUUGGCUUUGACCCACAUCCUCCCAUGAGAGCCCCGGUCCUGCCCACCAGCCUGGCAUCCAUUCCUGGCGGCAAGCCGGCCUACUCAUUCCAUGUAAGUGCCGAUGGGCAGAUGCAGCCAGUCCCCUUCCCGCACGAUGCCCUUGCUGGGCCUGGCAUCCCCCGGCACGCACGCCAGAUCAACACGUUGAGCCACGGCGAGGUGGUGUGUGCCGUGACCAUCAGCAACCCGACUCGCCACGUCUACACGGGUGGGAAGGGGUGUGUGAAGAUCUGGGACAUCAGCCAGCCGGGCAGCAAAAGCCCCGUCUCGCAGCUGGAUUGCUUGAAUAGAGACAACUACAUCCGCUCCUGCAAGCUCCUCCCCGACGGGCGCACGCUGAUCGUGGGCGGGGAGGCCAGCACCCUCACCAUCUGGGACCUGGCCUCCCCCACCCCAAGGAUCAAGGCGGAGUUGACCUCUUCCGCCCCCGCCUGCUACGCCCUGGCCAUCAGCCCGGAUGCCAAAGUCUGCUUUUCCUGCUGCAGUGACGGGAACAUCGCCGUCUGGGAUCUCCACAAUCAAACCCUGGUCAGGCAGUUCCAGGGUCACACGGACGGGGCCAGCUGCAUCGACAUUUCACACGAUGGCACCAAACUGUGGACGGGAGGCCUGGACAACACGGUGCGCUCCUGGGACCUCCGGGAAGGCAGGCAGCUUCAGCAGCAUGACUUCACCUCCCAGAUCUUCUCGCUGGGGUACUGCCCGACUGGGGAGUGGCUUGCCGUGGGCAUGGAGAGCAGCAACGUGGAGGUUCUGCACCACACCAAGCCUGACAAAUACCAGCUCCACCUUCAUGAGAGCUGCGUCCUCUCCCUCAAGUUCGCCUACUGUGGGAAGUGGUUUGUGAGCACCGGCAAAGACAACCUCCUCAAUGCCUGGAGGACUCCUUACGGAGCAAGCAUAUUCCAGUCGAAGGAAUCUUCCUCGGUCUUAAGCUGUGAUAUUUCGGCUGAUGACAAAUACAUCGUCACGGGAUCAGGAGACAAGAAGGCCACCGUCUAUGAGGUGAUCUACUGAGCCG